Messenger RNA from Apis mellifera (honey bee), 514 nucleotides. It is a transcript of the gene MagR, whose product is annotated as iron-sulfur cluster assembly 1 homolog, mitochondrial. The transcript is spliced from 3 exons. Gene Ontology annotation, biological process: iron-sulfur cluster assembly. NCBI's taxonomy places the organism in Eukaryota, Metazoa, Arthropoda, Insecta, Hymenoptera, Apidae. Gene Ontology annotation, cellular component: mitochondrion; cytoplasm. Bases 50 to 442 code for a protein of 130 amino acids. The record is from RefSeq and is a predicted model, not a curated record. Gene Ontology annotation, molecular function: 2 iron, 2 sulfur cluster binding.
UUCGUUACUAUAUAUAUUAUACAAUACUAUAAAGUGUUAAAAGAUCAAUAUGGCUUCUUCCAUGGUUGCUGCAGCGACAGUUCGUGCUGUCAAAGGUAGAAAAAUAUUAGCCACGCGCGCUGCGCUUACUUUAACACCAAGUGCAGUAAAAAAAAUCAAGGAAUUAUUGAAAGAUAAAAGUGAAUUUAUUGGUUUAAGAGUAAGUGUGAAACAACGAGGAUGUAAUGGUCUUAGUUAUACUCUUGAUUAUGCCAAAGAAAAGUCUAAACUUGAUGAAGAAGUUGUUCAAGAUGGUGUUUGUAUUAUGAUCGACAAAAAGGCACAAUUAUCUUUAUUAGGUACCGAAAUGGAUUAUAUAGAAACUAAAUUAAGUUCUGAAUUUAUUUUUAAUAAUCCAAAUAUCAAAGGCACGUGUGGAUGUGGAGAAAGUUUCUCCGUUUAGUUACUUUAUAAAAUUGUAGUUAACAUAGAUCAUUCAAUUGACAAAUUUUAGUAAAAUGUAAGUUUAUAAGCA